Molecule: messenger RNA, 5097 nt
Organism: Schistocerca cancellata (South American locust)
Lineage: Eukaryota; Metazoa; Arthropoda; Insecta; Orthoptera; Acrididae
Product: Krueppel homolog 1-like
Exons: 2
Source: RefSeq, a predicted model, not a curated record
GCCCAGCAGGCGGCCGCCGUCGCGGCCUCCGCCUCUGCCGCCACCGCGUCGGCCGGCGCGGGCGCGCAGGGCGCGGCCGGCGCCUUCCAGUGCUCCUUCUGCCAGAAGACGUUCUCGCAGAAGAAUACCUACCAGAACCACGUGCGCUCGCACGGCAAGGAGGGCGACGACCCUUACCCGUGCACCAUCUGCGGCAAGACGUUCGCGGUGCCGGCGCGCCUCACGCGCCACUUCCGCACGCACACGGGCGAGAAGCCGUACCAGUGCGAGUUCUGCAAGAAGGCCUUCUCCGUCAAGGAGAAUCUGAGCGUGCACCGGCGCAUCCACACCAAGGAACGGCCGUACAAGUGCGACGUGUGCGAGCGCGCCUUCGAGCACAGCGGCAAGCUGCAUCGGCACAUGCGCAUCCACACGGGCGAGCGGCCGCACAAGUGCCAGGUGUGCUCCAAGACGUUCAUCCAGAGCGGCCAGCUCGUCAUCCACAUGCGCACGCACACGGGCGAGAAACCGUACGUGUGCAAGGCGUGCGGCAAGGGCUUCACCUGCUCCAAGCAGCUCAAGGUACACACGCGCACGCACACGGGCGAGAAGCCGUACUCGUGCGACAUCUGCGGCAAGUCGUUCGGCUACAACCACGUGCUCAAGCUGCACCAAGUGGCGCACUACGGCGAGAAGGUGUACAAGUGCACCAUCUGCAGCCAGACGUUCACGUCCAAGAAGGCGAUGGAGGUGCACAUCAAGAGCCACUCGGAGCAGCAGCAGCAGCAGCAACCUCAGCAACCUCAGCAACAGCAGCAGCAGCAGCAGCAGCAGCAAGCUCCGGCGGCGAGCUCUGCGCAGCACCAGUGGCACACGCCGUCGUCGCAGCAGCACCACCACCAUCAGCCGCAGCAACACCACCAGCCGCCCCAGCAGCAGCACCACCUACCUCCGCCGCCAGCGCCGUCCCCGGAGCCUCGUCUGGAGGCGGAAGUGGCGCGCAAGGCGACAGAAGUGGCGGCGUCGGUGGAAGACGACGCGGGCAACCCCGUGAGCGUGCGCGACAUGUGCUACUACUACUUCUACCCGCCGUCGGGGGCUGCGCCCGUCCCGGCCGCCCACGCGGGCCAGGCUGCGGUCCCCGCCGGCGGCGUCGGCGGCAGCCUCACGCCGCCCGCCAGCGUCGAGGACGAUGAGCACUUCGCGCGCGCCGACACGGCCGUGCCGCUGAGCGAGCCACCCGUCUACCUGUUCCCCGAGCCCUUGGGUUCGAUGCGCGGCCGCGCCACGCCGUACGACUUGCCCGUGCCGGCGUGCCUGGCCGCCUCCAGCCCGUCGCCGCCGCUGACGCCGCCCUCCAGCAACCCCGUCUCGCCCGUACCCGCCGCCCCCGCGUCGCCCGACCGUCGCGACGCCUGUUCGCUGCCGCCCCGCAAGCGCUGCAAGCAGAUCCUCAAGUCCAUCGCGGCAGCGGCCGCCGCCGAACCCGCCAUCCGCUACAGCUCCGUCAUACACUACGCGGGGGCCUCGUAAGUGCCGUCUGCCCGCCCGUCGGACGCUUCCGUCGCUUAACGUUCCGUCACUCGCUAGUAAAACACUGGGACUUCUCACAAGUGAAGCGAAGUGACUCCGCGAGUGACUACAAUACGGACAAAUUGUAGGCUAGUCAGAACGACUGUUCAGGGUACUUUGCGUCUAGCCUAUAACCGAGUGAGAUGAGGAAAUGCGAGCUCAGACGCCCAUUUGUACAGUGUUCUGCUCCAGUUAGUGGACUCGUGUCUAACUGGAGGACGUCAAAAUUUUCAUAGACUUGUAGCUGACAGCAGUACUGUUAUUACUAAACGUACUUGUCUCUCCGCUGGUCCUUCCUAAACCAGAUAUCCGUACGCCAGCUGAAACUGUUCGCCGCUGUAUUUGAAAAUAUCCCAGUUAUUCUAAUUUAUUUGUUACAGUAGUCAUGACUAACUCUAAGAACACUCUUGGCUUGGCGGCGUAGCUGUUUGGAUACAAAUCAAAAGACGGUUCAGCACUUCGGAUAUGUUCACUUGUUUCUGGUCCUUAAUGACGUUACCUUUCAAUACUGUCAGACAAUAUACUCACAUUUUUGUAGCAUCUUGUUCCCGCGUAAACGUCGUCUCACGAUUUUCAUCAUAUAUGUGUGACAUUUGAAACUUAUAAUACAGUCCCGUUUACGAGUAUGCAGGCGCAUUAAACGCAUUGUCGUCUGAUGCAUAAUUUGUCUGUUUUGGCCGCAUCGACCAAGGGGUCGGUAGCCAGUGAUACCAGUAGAUUUAUAUCGAAACAGCUGCUCCCGCCAGCCACUGCGCCGAGCCUCUUACUAGAGAAAACAUUAGUAUUUGUUUUAUUACAUAAGCCAAAGGUACCAUAAAAUACUUGGUCUACAUUUUCUCAAUGCCCAAAUACACCUAUCCUUCCUGCAAGCUACUUCAUAAGCUACACAUGUUCAUUACUCCGAUUCCUGUUUAAUUUAUUCACAGAAAGCAGAUAAAACAUUCAGGCUGAAUGGCUUUUGGAGGGAUAAGGAUACGACGCUUUCCGCUCCUUUCUUUUUUUUUUUUUUUUUUUUGCUGUCCUUGUGUGUCGAAUGUACUUUUUCUUUAAGAGCUCGCUCAUCUCUCUUCUUUUUUUAUUGUUUUUUUAUGAGUAACGAGGAAUAGCGCUCAGUGAAAUUCGUACCCAGCUGAUCUCAAACAGACUGGAUUCACUAUGAUCCUUUCACAGAGAGUUAUAAACCUCGCGAGCACGACUGAGUGUCAAAGACUGCACUAUGACGAGUUGACAAGACUGUACGUACAAGCAGCACUGGGUUGCUCCGGAUCAUUUUAGCAAUAAAGAAACAAAGAAAUGUAGUAACCUGCGUGCAGGUACCUCAAAUCAGAAUUUUGCUCUGUACUGCAUAAAAAAAGUUUUUUGAUGUGUUUAGGAGCAUUUGCGAUAUCUGGUAACGAGAGAGAAGAAAUUAUUUAGCUAAAAAUUGUUGAACACUUGUGCUAAUGUAUAUUUUACUUUCGCUGUUUCUUAAAAUUACGAAGUCCUCAACAAAGUACAAACGCAUAAGUAGCAAGAAGAAAUAAAGUGUAAAGAUUCAUGAGGCCUUGUGACAGUGUUUCUACAUUUUUUUGUGAAAGACAAUUUUUCGUAUACAAGAAAUUUCAACAUUUUGCAUCCCGAAAAUAUUCAGAAAUGCUAGUUGUUUAUUCAGGUGCCAAUAUACACAUUCUAAACCGUUGAAAGUUACAGUAAGUUUAGUCUUUGGAGCUGGCCUUCAGAGCCACGUUUAUGUCCCCUUGUGUGGAUGGGGUCCCAUAAAGCAUUUUCCAUUUUUAUGUGCACAGUUGCCUUCUUUGGUGCCUGGUGCAAAGUGGUUGAAACUGAUCUGAUUCCAUCGUACAUACAUAAUGGCCUUUCGAAAAAGAAUGUCAGUGUCAGAUUUUGUGUUGAAACGUGUACAAUAUUAAAAUUGCAUGGAGUAUAUUAUAGAUUUAAGAGAGCUCGUCUAGUGUCUAUUCCAGAAGUCUUUGUUGUGUUAAUGAAUGGCAAGUUCCUUAUGAGUCAACAUAUGUAUGUCCUUUGUGUUGUAAUUAUGUAUGUAAUAAUAGUAUGAGUCGUUCAUGUUAUACAGAAGUGGUAUGUGCCAUGUGAAAUUGACUAGAUUAUCUGUUGUCAUAGUUUAGAUUGUCAUAGCUGAAUGUUGUGCACAAUCAUAGCAGUGUAUGAUCUUUAUACAUAUAUCAGGGAUUAUUAUUUCACAAUUUUUUGAAAUAUGCCUCACAAGUGACUCAUUUUUGUACAACAGUUGGGAACAAAUCCUCAAAGAACAACAGUUAUUUUAUUGGAACAAAAACAGCUGCAAUUGUUGUUUCAGUUUUUAAUUAACAGAGUACAAAGUGAUUUAAGAUACUUAAAUGCCAACAAUGUAUUUGUGUGGUAAAAUGUGCAGAUUAUUUCUACACUUUAUUGGCUUCGUCUGCCUAGUAUUCUGAUUUCUAGAAACAGUUAUUGAUAUUGUUAUUUUAAUAAGAAAAAUACAUCUCUUUAUAAACUGUGGUUUACGGAAAUCAAAUUGUAAAGUUGUUUUAUAUAUUUGUUGUUAUUUUAAAAACAAUUGCAAAGAAAAAUUUAAUGAUAAAUUAUGAAAGUGUUAAUUUAACCUCAGGUUUAUUGGUUUUUGAUCAAAGUCGAUGUACAUACUGUAAUCAUGCUUUAGAAAAUCAAUAGUGAUCAACCAGAAUCUAUAUGACUCACAAAAAACAAAUCGUUUGUAUCUCAGGAUUACACAUUAAUACUUAUGUAACUGCUAAUGCAGAGCUAGCUGUUCCACACCAUUAUCAUAUACACAGAUACAUUGUCUACAUUUUGUUAACUUUUUUCUGCAAUUUGUGGGGUAAAAGCACGUAUACAGAUGUAAAAUUAUGUAGAAUACUUCUUCACCCUUAUUUUUGCACCAAGAAAUGCUGAAAUUAUUUUAAACUUUUCUUAAAAGUUCCAUACAAGUAAUCUCAGGAAAAACAAUUAGUGCUAUAGCUGUUACACUACGUAAGUAACAGCUCACACUAGAUAUCCUGUCGUACCUGCAAUACGUAAUACCAAAAAUCAUGAUGUGUAACUUUGUGUCAUAACUCAUAUGAGUUUCUUCUUUUUACAGUAGACAACUGUGACCCACAUCGUUUUCAAAUACUGGACUGCUGUGGCAGACAUAAGAUUUGUUAUUAGCACUGUAGAACUGAUCUUCAAUUUUUGAUCGAGCAUAAGCAAAGUUUAAUUCUUCAUUGCUCAUAAACUAUUACCUCAGGAACGAUUUAGGGCUACUUUAUGUAUACCUCUUUGCCAUAGCACUUACGAGUGCUUUAAUUUAUUUCAGUAAACUGAUAGCAUGGAACUAUAUGUUGAUAUAAUUAUAUGAUUAUAAUAUACAGUAUGUACAAUGAAAUGGAGUAUACCAGAGACAUGUCAUAUAAAAUGUGUUCAAGAUUACCAUAUUGAUUCUGUAUGUGUGUGUUAAAAAGACAAUCUCAAAUUAUCUACAUAUAUACCUAUGCAACCACAAAUUGUUUAACUAAUGAUGACGUCAGUUUCGGAAAUAUAUGUGUAAAUAAA